Molecule: messenger RNA, 1682 nt
Organism: Lotus japonicus
Lineage: Eukaryota; Viridiplantae; Streptophyta; Magnoliopsida; Fabales; Fabaceae
Product: protein IQ-DOMAIN 6-like
Exons: 5
Coding region: 182-1522 (446 amino acids)
Molecular function (GO): protein binding
Source: RefSeq, a predicted model, not a curated record
CCCUCAAAUCACAACAACAAAACCCCCCACUCUUCAUUCAUUCACAGUUAGUUAUCAUCACUAUCAUUAUUCAUUCUCAUUCUAUCACCCUCUCACUCAACUCAUAAACUUCAGUUUUUCUUUCCCUCUUGAAACUUUAGUUUAGUUUGUUUAUUAUCAUCCAAAUUCCAAACAACAAGAAAUGGGUGCAUCUGGCAAAUGGGUCAAAGCAUUAAUCGGUUUCAAGAAGCCAGACAACAACGUUGAAGGUGGUGGGAAGAGCAACAAAAAGUGGAAGCUGUGGAAGAGUUUUUCAGGUUCAGGGGACAAAAUUGGAGGAGGUUUCAGGUCUGACUCUGAAGAAGGCUCUCAAUAUUCCCCGCGAGUGCCGCCGUCUGAUGCUUUCACCGCGGCUGUGGCCACCGUGGUUCGAGCUCCCCCGAAGGAUUUCAAACUCCUCCGGCUCGAAUGGGCCGCCACCAGAAUUCAAACCGCUUUCCGUGCCUUUUUGGCAAGAAGGGCACUGAGGGCAUUGAAGGGUGUGGUGAGGCUUCAAGCUCUUGUCCGGGGUAGACUGGUGAGGAAGCAGGCUGCAGUGACGUUGCGAUGCAUGCAGGCCCUGGUUCGCGUUCAAGCGCGUGUGAGAGCCCGCAGGGUGAGAAUGUCCGUUGAGGGGCAAGCAGUGCAGAACAUGCUCAACCAGCGCCGCACCCAGGCUGAACUCUUGAAACAAGCUGAGGAAGGGUGGUGUGAUAGCAAAGGAACAUUGGAAGAUGUCAAAACAAAACUACAGAUGAGGCAAGAGGCAGCUCUCAAGAGAGAGAGAGCAAUUGCAUACUCUCUUGCUCACAAGCAAUGGAGAUCAAACCCCAUCACCAAUUCAAGAGCAACUGAGAUAGAAAAGACUAAUUCAGGCUGGAGUUGGUUGGAGCGUUGGAUGGCGGCGAAGCCCUGGGAGAGUAGAUUAAUGGAACAACAACAACAAACACAUGUAGCUGAGAAUCAAGAUCGCAUCUUUAGGCAACACGGGUCAAGGUUGUCGUCACAUGCUGAAGCCGCCUCAGAUAAGACCCCUCCACUUCCAAAGAAAUCAAAUUCUAAAAAAACACCAGAACCAUGCUCUGUCAAAGUCAGGAAGAACAAUGUCACCACCAGGAUUUCUGCUAGACCUUCUCAAAUUGGGUCCUCAAGUCCAAGUUCUGAGUUUCAGUAUGAUGAGAGCUCUGCUUCAUCUUCAAUAUGCACCGCAUCUGCAACACCCAAAUCAGGGAAUGGUGCUGAUGAUAGUGUUAACAACAACACCAGACCUAGUUACAUGAAUCUAACUCAGUCAACCAAGGCAAAGCAAAAAUCAUGCAAUUAUCAACAUCAUCACCAAUACAGCAGAGCUCAGAGGCUGCAGUCCAUGGAUGAGUUCCAGUUUCUGAAAAAGACCGCGGUAUUCUCAAAUGGGGAUUCCAAUAGCACUGCUUGUUCUGACCCUUCACUCCACUUUUCUAGGCCACUUUACUUACCAACCUACAUGGAUAAGAGGCCAAGAUGAGAGGGAAUUGAUGAAAUCCUCCAUCUUUGUAUUUAUUUCUAAGAAAUUCAUCACCUCAACAUCUUGUUGUUACUUUCCUUGGAUUGUUAAUUAAACUACAGCUAUAGCAGUAGCUUUUAUGCUUUCCCUUAGUAAUGUAUAAUUGUUCAUUUUCUGGGUA